AUGCCCCAGCUAAGACGACAGCCCAAUCUACACGGCUACGGUCACAGGGAUGACGGCACCAAUCAACCCGGCAGUCUGCGCGCGCAAUUCCAAACACCUCCUUCACGAGCGACUCCGUCCAAUCCCACGCAUCGGCUGCCAUCGUCAGGACCGCAGCAGAUCACGCCGGAAUUUGCUCCGGUCACGGCUCGACACGGAGCAAUGCCAACUGAUCCUUUCGCUAUGUUUCGGCGACCACGUCGCGAGCCGCGUUUGCCGGAACCGAGGCGCGAGGAAGAGGAGGUGUUUGAGGAUCAUUCGGAUUUGAUUGUGGAUGAGGACGGACAUGUUGUGUAUGAGGGGCAUCAUGAUCUAGAAGAAGAGGAAGAAGGUCACUACGAGCAUGAUGAGCAAGGAGAAGAGGGGGAGGAAGAUGAAGGGGAGGAGGAGGAAGAAGAAGAAGAAGAAGAGGAGGAGGAAGAAGAAGAGGAAGAGGAGGAAGACGGUGAUCUGGAAAUGCACGAUCACGAUCGAUCAGCAUCCCCAAUCCCACCUCAUCUCCGCGAGAUUUCUUCUCUCGCGUCAUGGACCGUAUCCACCUCCAAGCCAGGCUGUGGCGUGGCAGCCCUUCGACACCCUUCCCCCGACCAGUACUGGCAAUCCGACGGACCACAGCCUCACACUCUGACGCUCCACUUCUUCAAACUGGUCGCCAUCGUCCGCAUCCGCGUCUACCUAGACUUUGAGCUCGACGAGAGCUACACCCCGACCAAAAUGUCCUUCCUGGCCGGGAUGGGAGGCAACGACCUUGUGGAAUUCACCGCCUGGGAAGGGGAAACCCCAUGCGGCUGGGUCAAUAUCCCACUGGAUGGCGUCGGUGGUCGAAAUGGAGGUUGGGUCCGUGACGAUAUGCUCCGGCGCAACCGGCGUCGGUCAACCAGUGCCGCUGCACGUCGACAAAGAGGUGGCCUUGUUGACGAUGAAGAGAAUGACUCCGAGGCCGGGGAUGACGCUGUGCCAGAUGAUCUGGAGGAUCCGUAUGCUGGCAACGUCCUCAAGGCCAUGGUGAUUCAGAUGCGAGUGCUUGAGAAUCACCAGAAUGGAAAGGACACGCAUGUGCGAGGGUUCCAGGUAUUUGCGUGUGAUGACCAACGACGCCGAGUCGCCGCGGCCGGUGAUCGGCCUCGUCGUCAGAGUCUUCGUCAUUCACGGUGGGAGGGCAUGACGGAGGCGUCGCAUGGUCCACUGAGACUGAGCAACGAGGAUGUUGAUACGAGCAGACUCAUCUCCACGUCUGGGCUUGAAGAGCCUGAUUGGAUGGGUGAUCCGGUCAUCAGAUGA
Penicillium oxalicum is the source of this 1320-nucleotide messenger RNA. RefSeq names its product anaphase promoting complex subunit DOC1. Gene Ontology annotation, cellular component: anaphase-promoting complex. Gene Ontology annotation, biological process: protein K11-linked ubiquitination; anaphase-promoting complex-dependent catabolic process. Bases 1 to 1320 code for a protein of 439 amino acids. The transcript is spliced from 3 exons. The record is from RefSeq and is a predicted model, not a curated record. Lineage: Eukaryota; Fungi; Ascomycota; Eurotiomycetes; Eurotiales; Aspergillaceae.